Molecule: messenger RNA, 1021 nt
Organism: Arabidopsis arenosa
Lineage: Eukaryota; Viridiplantae; Streptophyta; Magnoliopsida; Brassicales; Brassicaceae
Source: the annotation of a GenBank genome assembly
AAGCUUUGUUUAGAUCCUACCAUUUCUCGAUUCUUAGCUCACACACACUCAAAAGUCUUAUUAAGAGUUGAAAUGGGUUUACUACUGUUUCGAAAAAUGCUUUCUCAGUUCUUCGGGCGCUUCCGAUUUUAAUUUUGGGUUCCCGAGCAGAAAUCGAGCUUCCUAGGCUGAAAUUUAUAGGGUCGGAAAACCCCAAGUUUGAAGUGAAAGCGCCUGUUUGAUUGAGCAUAUGCCAGAGCUGAAAGAGGCAGAUAUCAGUGUAAUGGGAGAUAUUGAGAAAGAUACUGAAAGUCUUCUCAAAUCAAUCACAACUGUCAAACGUCUUACAUUGCGUGUAAGAGAGACUGUUGUGUAUCCCGAUUGUAUUUUCUUCAGCCAGCUUGAGAAUUUGAAGGUAUAUAUAUGCAGCAAAAAUUGGUCAAAGUUACUUGUCCACUUGCUCAAAGGUUCUCCUCACCUGCGAAUCCUCGAUCUCGAGGCCGAUAAAAAUUAUAAGCAGGUUAGCUGGAGCAAAAAUCAGAGCUCCGUUCCUAAAUAUUUCUUGAAUAGUCUUGAAACUUUCAAGUUUAAAGGGUACAACAGUAAGGACGAAGAAGACAGAGAUUUCAUGAGUCUUAUCUUCAAACAUGCUCGUUGCUUGAAAUCUACAUCAAUCUUGCACGGAUGAUGUUAUGUUCCACAAUUGAAACUUGAAUAUGAUCUAAGAGUCGUCGUAUUAUUAUAUGCUUAUCAGGAGUAAGUGUUUUAACUAGAUGUGGAAUUUCUUUUCGAACAAAACGUGUGCCUUCUUGUCACGUUGUAGUUCUAUCGUCUGAUGUUAACAUAUACAUUCUUGUAUGUGUGUGCCUUGUGACUCAAGUCUAGCUCUUUUCAAAGAAGAGAACCAAUUCAGGUUGUGGAACAUUCGUCUCCUUAUGCUCAAGUACUCUCGUCAACUAUAAGUUUGGAAGCUCAAAGGGUUUAACUUCACAUAGUCCUAUAUGCUUCUUUAAGAAGUUAACAUUAAAUCGAAAAUUUGAUA